AUGCCACCCAGACUGAACAAGAGGCAACAACGAGAGCUAGAGGAGCUUGAAGCAUUGAAGUCUGUGAAGCCCUCAGAUGUACAAGAAUCAAGCGAUGAGGAUCUUCCUGGUCCUUCUCAGGGACGCAGUGGUGGUGCAUUUAUGAAUCUCCUUGCACCGGAAGAUAGUGAAGAGGAAGAAGAAGAAAAAACAACGAAAUCGAAAAAGUCAAAGAAAAAGAAGAAAAAGGCCAUUGCGACAUCUACAUCUGAUGCGACCCCUCCUACCCCUACUCCGCCUCCUCCUGCAGCAAAAACACCUAGAACAAGUACACCCGUUCCCGCCCUCAAAAAUGAAAAGAAAGCCCAGAAGAAGGCUCGAGCAAAGGAAAAGAAAGCUGCGAAUGACGAGCUAGAUCAGGUGCUCGCCGAGCUCUCGAUACAGUAUCCACCGUCCCAAAAGAUAUCACAAUCUGCAGCUGGAAAACAAUCGCUCGCUGAUCUUCUCUCGGUUUCACUGCAGCAUCUAGAUGGAGAGGCCGAAAUGAGACGGUUCUUCGGAUCCAGGGUAGUACAGGCUAGCAGAGAGGAAGGGCAGUCAGCAGGGCGGAAGAAACCUCCCCCCGUUAAAUCCAACCUGACCCGACCUCAGCCCAGUUGGUGGGCGGCGAAAGGCCGUGAGGGUCUUUCCCUCCAUGCUUAUACGGACGAUGAGACUAAUGCCAAGCUCAUACGACAAAAUUGGACACCCAUGCAGGAGAAGUGGUGGACUGUGGAGUAUAGUAAAAAGUACAAGAGUAUGACCAAGGCUUUUAUGGAUACUGUUCUUUCCGGAGACCCUCAAGGAUUUUGGGACCUUCUUGGAACACUGCCGUGGCAUGCAGAUACACUUCUCCAAGUGUCUGAAGUUUAUAGACAUCGAGACGAGCACGCUCAGGCUGUUGAUUUUGUGGAUAGAGCGCUAUUUACGUAUGAGCGCGCUUUCAUCGGCGCGUUCACCUUUACGACGGGUCUUAACCGACUCGACUUCGAUAGAGUUGAAAACAGACCAUUUUACCUUGCCCUACAUCGUCAAAUUACCGACCUUCAACGUCGUGGAUGCGUGCGUACUGCGUUUGAGUUCUCGCGUCUGAUGUACUCCCUCGAUCCUUGGAAUGAUCCUCACGGAGCGUUGUUGCACCUGGACUUCCUCGCGACCAAGGCGGGAAUGCACCAGUGGCUUCUUGAUAUGUUUGACGUUUUCGUCGAGAGGCAAAAGCAGAAUGCAGAAACGGAAAACAUGCGGGCGAAUCCUUCACUAUUACCUGGAUGGGUAUACAAUAGAGCGUUGGCUUUGAAAAUCGCAGAAGAUGCAGCCAAAAAUCCUGACCAUACUGAAAGCACACUGGCGCUUAGAGAGGCGGCACGGGAUUUUCCGUCCGUCGUCCCACUCCUCGCUGAUAAGUUGGAUAUUUCCCUUCCCGGGGAAAUUCGUGGACAUCGUGAUUUCAAGAUCUUGACGGAUUCAUCCUCUUUGCCGCCUGCCGAAGGAAUUUUACAUCUGCUAUCUCAUCUCUAUGUCCAACGCUCUUCGCCAAUAUGGAAAGAUCACGCUGGGUGGUUCGAAUCUACCAUAGCAGAAGAGUUCACUCAUCUCUCCUCUGGAGCACUGCCAUCAACCGAAAGACGAAAGGCUUUCCUUGGACAGUACACUAACCGCAAUCUCCAAUUCGCCGUUUACCGGCACAUUAUGGUUCUUGAAACGUCGUAUCGCCGCUUGUUCUCGUUUAUCCCACGACAGGUGCUUGAGGCCAAGUCACUGGCGUGUGACCCACUUCCCCCGCCUACGGCUGUGAGUCAGUACGAUGAGGCGUUCUUUGGCGGUGUGGAUGAUUUGUAUUCGCCACGGCUGAGGACGAGGAGGCAGCGUCAGCUGGAGGAACGGAGGUUGGCGCAGCUCAUGCCGGAUGCAGCCUUCCGUCAACAAUUACAGGGGUUCUUCGAUGCCAAUCCCCACUUCGCGGAGAGGUUCCCAGGGGGCAUUCUCCAGUUCGCACAAAUGGUGGGUCAGCUGCCGGCUGACGUCCUUGAAGAUAUGAUGCUCGUUGAAGCUGCCGCUGGAAACGGAAAUAAUAAUGCAAUGCCCGGAGGAUUCGACGAAGAGGAAGGAAUGGAAGAUGAUCGUGCUGGAUUUGCGUUUGCUGAAGUCAACUUCAACCCUGCACCACCUGUUCCGGGUAAUGUUGCUCAUCACAUGCCUGCAAAUAUAGACCAGGAAAGGCAUGAAGACUUGAAUGAGGAGCAAGGUGAAGAAGCCGCAGAGGAUGAGGAUGAGGAUGAAGAUGAAGAAGAGUACUCGCCCAUGCCUAGAGUCAUACGCAACAUCUUGGGAAGAUUGUGGGGAAGGAAUCAACCCGAGGAGUCAUCAUCUGAAGACGAGGCACCAUUAGAUGAUACAGGCGUGGAUUAG
Molecule: messenger RNA, 2427 nt
Organism: Psilocybe cubensis
Lineage: Eukaryota; Fungi; Basidiomycota; Agaricomycetes; Agaricales; Agrocybaceae
Exons: 11
Coding region: 1-2427 (808 amino acids)
Biological process (GO): rescue of stalled cytosolic ribosome; ribosome-associated ubiquitin-dependent protein catabolic process
Cellular component (GO): RQC complex
Source: RefSeq, a predicted model, not a curated record